This is a messenger RNA of Paramecium octaurelia, 824 nucleotides long. NCBI's taxonomy places the organism in Eukaryota, Ciliophora, Oligohymenophorea, Peniculida, Parameciidae. The record is from the annotation of a GenBank genome assembly.
AAAUAAAUGAAAGCCAUACUAGUAUUAUCUAUUUCAUUAAUGACAUUGAACUCUUAAUUUAUCAAGACAUCGACUCUAAAUUUGGUAAGGGAAUUGAUCUAAUUAAUGAAAGUGUGAUGCGAAUAUCUACUUGCGACCAGACAUCUAUUAUGUGUAAGGAAGUGCAGCAACAACUAUAGAGCCAACUCAGGCAGUGGUAACCUUGGAAGUGGAAGUGAAGGACGAAAAGGCUCAGAAUGCUUUGCAACAGGCAGCCUAAAUAGCUGACGAUGCUGUCAAGUAUGUGAUAGACCUUAUUGGGUAGAGCCAUAAAAGAGAACUGCAAGGGAUAAUUGAAGAUUCAGACAGCCGAUUUCACUAUUUCCCCUCACAAGGAGUACAGUCAGACUCAACCAUACCAUGAGACAUUUUCAGGAUUCAUAGUGAUCAACAGGAUAACAGUGGAGACACUCAACAUUAGUGAUGUGGGGAAGUAAGAUUCUCGUGUUGAUUGUUAGGAUCAUUGACAUAGCUGUGAAACACAGGGUCAAUAAGGUGAAUGGGAUUCAAUUCGAUGUGAGCAAGGAGGAGAAGAAGAGGUUGAAGGACGUUCUUGUGGAAUAAGCCAUUGAGGAUGCUAAACAUACAGUAAUGAAUUUAAAUAAUCAUAGGCCAAUGUGGUGUUGAAGGAAUUGAACAUGAGGAUUGAGUCGGUCAAGUCUGUCCAAAUCUUGGAGAAUUACGGAUACGGUGUCAGCAGUCAGAUGGAGCAAUAAGUGAGCGUGGGAUUCGUAAUCAGCCAUAUAGAAUAAUGAUACAUCAUACGAAUAAUAUAAUUAUUUAGG